Molecule: messenger RNA, 770 nt
Organism: Drosophila ficusphila
Lineage: Eukaryota; Metazoa; Arthropoda; Insecta; Diptera; Drosophilidae
Exons: 3
Coding region: 292-534 (80 amino acids)
Source: RefSeq, a predicted model, not a curated record
GUUUCGUUUUCAGUGCGAUCGCAGACAUUGUGCAAAACGGUUCACAGUUCUCUCCUCGCGACUGGAAGUUAAGUGAUCGGUUUGCUGUAUUUGUGGGAGUGCACUGAAAGAAGUCGGAGAAAUCGUGUCAAACAAAUUGGAAUUAAAGCCUCCAGCAGAGUCUGCCAUUUUGAUCGCGUCGCAAGUGGCAAGUGAGCAAUUGAGGUAGCUUUAUCAAUUUCGGGCGUUUCUACGGAGGCUCGACUAAUAUUCACAGCCAAUCGAAACGAAGUUCGCAGCGAGGGUCGCAUCAUGGAUAGCGUCAAGUCGUUCUUCGCCGUUUCCAGCAAGGAUGGAAACCUGACCAACAACCAGCAGUCGAAUGUCCCGGGGUCCUCCUUCAGAAGCCGAUGGGGAAGGAGCUGGAGCACUAGCUCCCAGCACACGGAUCCCGAGCCAGGAUCCUCCAACUCCUCGGGCAGCAAGAGCGGAAAUCCCUGCGAUGUAAAGCGCAAGGAUAGUGAUAACUACUUCUACAUCAUGUGGCGCGCCUGAAGAUUUCCAGACGAUUGUGGAUCGGAGCAUCAGUCGAAUGAGUCGUGAUCCGUAUCUGAAUCGAAAUCUAAAUCUAAAGUGACCUGCAGCUACAUACAUCUGUAAUCCAUUAGGAACAUCGGAGCGCUAUCGGCAACAAAAGCCUUUUGCCUUGCUGCCCCAUCUCCAUUGGCCGAGUCCGGUGUUUAGUGAUACUAGUUAUUUAUUUACAAUUAUACACACAAGAUAUUAAUUUA